AUGAACAUGUUCACGGAUACCAGAAGACAUGACCGCCGCUCACUCAUUUACCGCCCGUUCACUAUCGAGGAAGAAGUGACCUUCUCCGAGGAGGAAGAUGUCAGCGUUGAAAAAGACCCGAAGUGUUCACCUUGGUCCCCGUCUCGAAAGUUCAAUGAUCGCCUCCCUCCAGCCAGGAACAUGAAGGGAUUAUCGGGAAGCCGCUCCCAGCACCAGAUCCCUUUACCCUAUGGCUUGGACUAUGACCCCCACGUCCAUGACCUCCACGCUCACCAUGGCGCCGACACCCGCCACUCAUCCUACCUGCUCAGCCCCACCGAGAGCUGCCCCAUGGAUUUCCACCACCGCUACUCGCCACGCAGCUCCGUCUACUCUGACUGCAUGAUGAUGACCCCUGUCACGAUGCCUCCUGUCCCCGUGCCGGAGCACAUCUCCAGCAGCACCUUUCCCAGAAUGCACUACAGCUCUCAGUAUUACGACUCGGCCACAAGGGACGACUGCGCCGCCAUCACAGCCUCUGCCACCUCGCCGGCGGUCGCCGCCGCCGCGGCCGCAGCGGCCGCCGCCUCCCAUCUCGCCGGCACCAAGAGCAAUCGCCUUCCUGCAAACCUAAUGGACCAGUUUGAGAAACAACUGCCGCUCCACCGCGACGGCUUCCACACGUUACAGUACCAGCGCACCUCCACCACCACUGAGCAUCGCAGCGAGAGUCCGGGCCGCAUUAGACACCUCGUUCAUUCCGUCCAGAAGCUCUUCACCAAGUCCCACUCCCUGGAGGGAUCGUCCAAGAUGAAUGGCACAAAAGGUGACGUUAUGGGGGGUGGAGGAGGCAGUUAUCACCAUCAUGGCCACCACUCCACCAAACACGGUAGCAGGAGGAGCAAGAGCAAAGAACGCAAACAGCGCUCUGGCGGCUGGUGGAGCUCCGAUGACAACCUGGAUAGUGACAGCACCUACCGCACACCCAGUGUCAUGUCGCGGCACCACGGGGAACACGUCAGCCACUGCUACCCUGACUCCAUGCACAGCCAUCACUUUGGAGACCUGUCACUCAAGACCUCGAAGAGUAACAAUGAUGUCAAGUGCUCCGCCUGUGAGAGCCUGGCCAUGGCGCCCGAGGGCAAAUUCAUGAAGAGGAGCUCCUGGUCGACACUGACAGUCAGCCAGGCCAAGGACGCCUACAGGAAGUCAUCGCUUAACCUAGAGAAACCCAUGAUGCACUCGGACCACAAGCCUUCAUCGCGAGCAUUUCACUACCUGCAGGUACCCCAAGAUGAGUGGAGUGGAUACCCAGGCGAGAAGGAUGAUGAGAUCCCAUGUCGACGGAUGCGCAGCAGCAGUUAUGUGAAAGCUAUGGGAGAGGUGGACGAUGAGAGCGGUGACUCUGACUGCAGCCCUAAGACCUCCCCGCUGAAGGCCAUUCGGCCUGAUGCUCUCGUCCUCAAAUCAGCCAUGCAGAGACCCCAUUAUGACUCCCAAAGCCAGGGCUACCACUUGCAAACCACAAGAGAUAUGCGACCCCACCCUAGUGUCACGCUGGACCCUGCCUCCUUUCACCCUCCGCCCUUCCGCUCUCGCAACCAGAGCUACAUGCGGGCCGUCAGCACCCUCAGUCAGGCUAGCUGCGUCAGCCAGGUGAGUGAGACUGAGAUCAAUGGCCAGUUUGAGUCAGUUUGCGAGUCCGUUUUUAGUGAAGUAGAAUCCCAGGCCAUGGAAGCCUUGGACCUGCCUGGUUCGUUCCGCACUCGAAGCCACAGUUACCUCCGUGCAAUUCAGGCUGGUUUUUCCCAAGAUGACGACUGCUUGCCUUCAAUGACAUCCUCCACUGUCACUUCAACUCUCAGAUCAACAGGCGUCCGUAGCUUAGCUGGGGGGCGUAGAGAGUACGGUAGGUCUGGGAUUCAGUUUCGACUGCCUUCUUCCUGCAGUGUGGACCGCGCUCAGCCACCUCCAGCGGUAUCCUAUCCUCCCAGUUACAAGAAGACUCCACCUCCUGUGCCCCCGCGCACCACCACCAAGCCUCUUAUCUCUGUGACAGCCCAGAGCAGUACAGAGUCCACCCAAGAUGCCUACCAGGAGGGCAGGCAUCCGCGGGGCGGCCUGUGGACCACGGAUAGCCUCGGCCGCCCCAUCUACAGCUCCGUGGACAGCCUGGACAGCACCAAGGCUGUCACCAUGGCCAUGGAGUCGGCAGCGGGCAAGAGGCAUGCGUCCUUGGGCAGCCACACCUCCGUCCAGACGUGUGACAAAGCGGUCCUGGUGUCAAAGGCCGAGGAGUACCUCAAAACCCCCCGUUCCUCGAUUGGGAUACAGGUGGAAACUGUAACGGACUCUGAGACCGAAAGCAAAGGCCUUCCUCAGUUCCACUCGAUAGGGAUCCAGGUGGAGGAUCACAAACGGCACGGGAGGUUCAAGCGCUCCAACAGUGUGACCACUGCAGUGCAAGCAGACAUGGAGUUGGAGGGCUUUCCCUCCAUGGAGGACAAGGGCCUGCAGUUUGGCGGCGGCUUCGGUCGCCACUCUGAGCCCAGCACGCCCACUCAGUACGGGGCCGUCCGCACGGUGCGCACACAAGGCCUGUUCAGUUACCGGGAGGACUACCGGCCCUCCAGCGGGCCCACCAGCCCACAGCCUGAACCCUGGCUGGUCGAGCCCAGUCUGGAGCGACCCGAAGCCGGCCGAGUGUCCCCGCUCCGCAGGGACGGCAGCUGGUUCAUGCAGCUCCUUCACAAUGAAACCAAGCGGCUGGAGGGGAGGUGCAAAGAGAUGGAGAGAGAAGCGGAGGAGAACGACCUGACAGAGGAGAGUGAGUGUCCCGAGGGAAACGACGUUCUUGUCAAAACGGGAGCUGCUUUAGUGGUCUCAGUCCUAGGAAAAAUCCGGAGUGCAGUGGGAAGUGCUCAGCUACUGAUGUCUCAAAAGUUUCAGCAGUUUUACUGGCUGUGCCAGCAGAAUCUGGACCCCAGUGCCAUGCCCAGACCCACAUCUCAGGACCUGGCUGGAUUCUGGGACCUCUUGCAGCUUUCCAUUGAUGACGUCACUGCCAAGUUUGAUGAGCUGCAGCAGAUCAAGAGCAACCAGUGGCAGCUGGAGGAAAACCCAGAUAAGAAGGAGCAAAAGUGGCCCCCCCCUCUGCCAAAGCGGCCAUCCAAGGGGCGUGGCGGUUUGAUGCGAGAGCGCUCUCUGGACCUUCAGGACCGCCAGCGGCAUGAAGCCCGCAGGCGCCUCAUGGCUGCCAAGCGAGCAGCUUCUUUCAGACAGAACUCAGUCACGGAGAGGGCGGACAGCAUCGAGAUCUACAUCCCUGAAGCCCAGACGCGGCUUUGAGGUCCCCGGAUUCAUCCUGAGCUCCUCUUGUCCACCUCCACCCAAAACGUGUCACAACCAGCCCGCUGUCAUCAUCUGUCAUCGCUCGUCCACUUCUUUCAUCGCCUGUCGCCAUUCUCUGGGUUGUACCCUGUUGAAGCUACGCUAGGCAAGAUUGCACUCGUAAAUUCAUCUUUUCUAUCAGCUUAGAUGACAAUGUGGCUCGGCCUUAGGGAAGAACGGCCAAACUUCAGAUGAGUCGGGUGUGGACAGUCGAUUUCCUCCUGAAAGUCAUGAAUGAAGCUUAAAACUGAGAAAAUGGGACACACCAGCAUUAGACUUUCUUCCUCUUUCCCUUUUGGGAUUCUUUGGUUGAAACUGAUCACAGGCCAGCUGGAUUGGUAAACAUGAGCCACUAACCGUUGAACAGUGAAGUUGCCUAGUGUAGCUAGAAAUCCCCCCCGAGGGACUCUUUACACCACAAGAAUGAGCCACCGUAUCCCAAAAUAAACAUUUCACAGAUUUAUAUUUUAUAUUUUAGCCACAGUAUGUCAAGUUCGUCAUUUAAUUGUUCAUAACCAUCACCGUUACGGCUGUCUUCAACAUGGUCGCCGUUGCCCCACUGUGAGUGAGGUGAUGCUGUACGUGCAACAUUCAAAGGGAGGCGCAAAGUGACAUGUUCCAGCAACACUGGUCUUGGGCCGGAGCUCCCAGUGUGGGAACAGCGGCAGCAGAGGUUGAUGGUUCCCACAGUGAUGGAUCUUAGCAAGGCAACAAACCCUUAAAACUAUGUUGAAUAUUGCCUGAACAGAAUACAAAUACAACUAUUUUUGAUCGGGUUCAAACUUUACACGUCUUUUCUACGGCGGUGGCUGAACGCUGGGACCGCGGUCGAUCCAUUUCCUGCCAGUGUGCGGUAGAACGGUCUUCGAGAUGUCUGAGAGCGUGUCUGAGGUGCUGCACAGCUUCUAUCAUCCAUCCAUCUUCAACCAGGCGUGCUGCAGACCAGUGUUGCCGAAUGAGAUCUGAAAAUAAGGAUACAAAUAUGAGACCAUCAUUUGAGCAUUGGUUCAUUUUCAUUCAUUUCCCAUCUCCCUCUUUACAUUUGAAAGCUAUGUGCGUUAUUUGCUGCUGGAUACAUUUCCAUUGCAGAACAAAUAUGAAUUAUUAACACAAAAAAACCCUGUUUUGCGGAGCCUGGAAGAGGUGACUGUAUCAAACAAUGCAUUUUGCACCUUAUAAUAUUCAUGUUUGUAUUUCCAAGGGAAAUGUAGUUUAUGAAGCUCAUGUGAUAUUGUUGCAGUUGAAUUGCAAGGACGGAUAUGGAAAAUGUAGGACAGAAUUUCAUGUUACUCUCCAGGUCAUACAACCUGCACCUUGUGUUUACAUUCCUUUCUGAUGGCAUUCAGGCCGCUCGUGAUUACAAUAUUGUGAUUCUAACACUUUUUAUUAUACUUACAGUAUCAUAUGACCAACAUCACAAUCUACGGUAUACAUUUAGUAUUUACAGUUGAAACAGUUGUGGGUUGAUUUGACAAUGCGUUGGUCUUGCUCACAGAAACCAUAUCAUCACACAAAGCAUCCAACCUUUUAUUCCCAGUGGGGCAUAAUGAAAACACUGUUGUUGUUGUUGUGAUCUGCUCAUGUAGUCUAGGAAACACAGGUGCAAAUGACACUUUAACAAUAUUCAGUUACUAUAGUAAAUGGUGCUGCUUUUUACUCUAAAACUGUUUACCCAGUCCUUUGUGCACGCACACACACACUCAAGGACUUUUUAAACAGAGAUUUAUUAACAUGGUGCCCGUCGUCUCUCCGAUGACUUGUGGUGGAUUGUGACUUUAGAAAAGAUCAUCUUUGCAAUGCUCUUGCGCUCAGUGAAGUAAAUGAGGAGACGGUUUGAUGGCUGAACUUCCUUUCUGACAUGCAAAGUGCUCAGUGAUGUGUACAGUGAGAGAUUACAGGCUUUGACACCCCCCCGCCCUUAAAGUAGAACGCUCUGAGCCCCCCCCCCCCCGAGCCGAGGGCACCCUGCUAGCUGAACACACUGCAUUGUACCACUCCAUAUUUCAUAUGACAGCAACGAUGUUUGCCUCACAUUUGCGAUACAUGCGCAUUUAUCCUCAUUUGGCAAUUUAACCAAGUUUAUCAAAACACGUGUAGAGAUAGGGCCAAUAGAAUUAUGCUGAAUACAGUGUUUAAUAUUUCCCAUUUAGGUGUAAUUACAAUAGCACUCAGUAGGGGAGGGCAGUCUAUACACACAUGUGUGAGGCAUAGAACUAUACUUGUUUGAUUUAUGAUGUUUUCUUUUAGCUUAAUAUCUUUUAUUUUGUGACAUGUCUUCAUCAGCGCUAAAUCUGAAACCCUUACCUUACCAGAAGGCCUUAACCCAAACAUGAAUGAAUGUCGAGCCCCUAAUGAUGCAAAAAAGAAAACUUCCCAGGAGAUGAGCAGCUGAUGAGAAUCCAACUGAAUUGAACAAACUUUUACUUUGUGUUUGAUGCAACUCAAUUCUUACUCAUUAAUUUGGUUGAUUUUAAGAUGAAAUAUGAAAAAGAAAAUAGAGACAAAAUGCCAGGUCACUGUGUGACAUUACUGAAACAAAACAUGCAUCUCUGGGAAGAGAUUCUCUGGUUUCAAUGCACGUACAGAUGCACUCAUAGGAGCAUCAAUUCAACCAGGUUCCAAUCAUUAUUACAAUCAAUUGAUUAGAAAUAUUACAUUUACACUUACUACUCCUUGUAGUUCAAAAUUAAAAUACAGAUACAGAAUGAUCUAUGUGGACAAUCUUUCCUAAUACUUUUACUCAGAGCUCUAUAUGUAGACUAGAAAAAGUUUAGAUUUAUAUGCAGUAUAAAUAUAUUUGCAAGACUAGAUAUAUUGUUGUAAUUCCUCUGUAAUUAACCUUCUUCUGACCAAAUUUAAAUUAAGUAGUUUCAUCUAUACCACUUUACUGUACAUUUACUGUGCCCCAGUAUACACUUAAGGACUCAGAAUGAAGGGAAGAAUGUGUUGCCUAAAAAGUGCAUUAUAUAAUUACAAAGACAAAGGUCUCACAAUCUUAAAUUCAAUAGAUUUAUCUAAUAAAGCAUCUUAUUCCAUUAAGGGGCUUUACAUCCAGCAUUAAGACGCCAUUCAUAUUGUAUUUUAGGGAAGAAGGAUCCAACUGAGUGUGGCUGAUUGCAUUUAAUUGCCCUCUUUAGACAUCUCAGUUUAUUAAUCUCUUCUAUCUGAAGAAUUGAUUGACAGUGCUUACAUGUUUUGUGUUUCAGUACUUCAUUUCUGAACCUUCAGAAUGUGUCAAGAGGAUGCCCUCUGGUCCCUUUACAAUUGGAUGUGCACAUGUUAUUGUGUUUCUCACGUGACAUCUUUACACUUUACACUCAGUUCAAGUGCAUUAAGAAGUAUUGUCUGUAAUGCCCAUGUCAUUUUAAGACAACACUAUUUAUUUAUGUGGAAAGCUGAGCGAAGAUGUUUUUAUAUCAGUAAAUAUAAUCCAGCUAAGCGUGGGGAAGAGUAAUUCAAUUAGAGUCUUCACUCAUCUUUUGGAAAUAUGAAAGUCCUCAUAUUUAAGUCUUAACCUCAGAGGAACUAACAACAGCUCCUCUUAUUCUGACAACAGUCUUCUACUUUAACUGUCCAACUGCUCUUGCACCUGACAGAGUCAUCCUAAUCAAGUCGACUUCCCACAGACUGCAUACUGUGAUUCCAUCAUGUUUACUACUCGAUAAUCUGCUGCUCGUUAUCAUCAAGCCACGCUCUCCUUUUUGUAUUUUCUAGUUUGGGCUUGUGUUCCCAGCGGUUGUUUCAAUCAGUUUCACUUUCCAACCAUAGGCAUGAGUAAAAUCUCUAAAGUGGUAGUGAGUAAUGAGGUUGGUUAGCGCAUCAGAAAUGACCUCCUCUGCUCGGUCAACCUGUCUAGAGCUACCGCUAAAGCCUGGCUGAAACCCAGUGGGAGGGACUAAAGUGAAAAGGAUGAACAGGAACCAGACUCACAACCUCUCCGUCAACAGUUGGAAUGAAAAAUGAUGUUACUUUGGCUGUUUUUGCACCAAUCACCUGUCGGUAAGACUGAUAUCAGACGCAAAGAUGUCCUCAGACGUCACAGGGACACCAGCUGCUGCGAGUGCGAGUGUACACUAUUACAGUAUUUGUGACGUGAAACACACACGAUAAUGUGUUUUAGUGGUAUUAAGCAGGGCUAUUAUAUAACAUUAGUACCAUUUUCCUGUUGUUUUAUACUUUAGGAUGACUCGAGAUCAGCAUAUGACGCUUGAGGGGCUUAGGAGUUUGGCAAUUAUGUACAUGACACAUCCUCAGGUGCCUUACAUUCUCAUAUGACUCUGUGAGUGAAUGUUUUGGGUUGAGAUUUGUGGAAGGAUUUCAACACCUCUUAGAGUGCAGGUUUGUCCGUAAUACCAUUACAAAGGGCUGGAAACUGGGAUGGGUCGGCUGCAGAAAUCAAAUUUACAUUUAUAUUUGACGAGUCAAACGUCCGGCUGUAAUAAACUACAGCACAGUCUUGAGGAUUUAAAAGGGGAGUUGCUCACUUUUGCGUUUUUUUUGGUUCAGAUCAUGUCGAUAAUUGGAUUUAUGUAUUAUGACAGCGUACACAUCUCCUUUAACCCUUGUGUUGCCUUAGGGUCAUUUUGACCCGAAUCAAUAUUACACCCUCCCCCCGCCUUUGGGUCAUUUUGACCCGAUUCAAUGUUUCACCCUCCUGUUACCUUUAUAUUUACUAACAUAUUUUACCCUUUGGGUUCAAUUUGACGCCAGCAAUUAAAACCUCCAGAAAAUUAUUAGAAUUAAUAUUGUUUUCCAAGUUUAAGUGUGAGGCACUUUAUGUUUGUUUGUUGACUACCGAAAGAACACCGACAUUAAACAUUGAAUGGGGUCAAAUUAAUCCUAAGGCGGGGGGAGGGUGUUAUAUUGAUUCGGGUCAAAAUGACCCUAAGGCAACACAAGGGUUAAGAAAAAGAAGAAGAGAGAAUAGGAGAGUAUAAGUGUAUUUCUUGGAGCAGAUAUGACGUCUCUGAGUGCACAUUUAUUUCAGCAUUUCUUGAAAGGUCUUUAUCUAUUUUUCCUCCUCGCUGUGAUAUUGUAAUCUUGUGAUGCGUUGGCCUUUUUGGCAUCUUCAUCUACAGAAUCUGGAGAUGGACAAAACUUGACCAGCCAAAUGGUGCAAUAGGGUUUUCAUACAAUGACAGGCGGGCGAUCACCUCUUCACAUACUUACCUCAUGGUUAAUAGCAGACAUGGUAGAGUCGGAGUCGUUGUGUUUCCACAGGAACGCGUUGUCAUGCCUGUGGACUAUGCAGUGGGACUUCUGUGGGGCGGCACAGCUUGCAGGCCCCGGUGUAGAUCACCUUUCAUUUCCAGAGUCCUGAGAGCACGCCGGCUAUCGUGCUUUACAUGACAGGAGCAAACACGUGUGCCGCCAUUGUCCUCCUCACUUCGGUACUUAAUGCUGAUUUAAAGAGUCUAGUGUGAAGAAAAAUCAGCAAUCUUUCAGUCAUUCUCGAAAAUGAUUCACGUGGAUGUGAGAACUUCUUUUGCCAGGGUCGCUUUGUACAAGAUAGUUUGCGGUAUCAUAUUUGACACUAACAUCCUGUAAUAGUUGUCCUCAAGAUAAACCUCAGAGAAGUUUGUAAAGGUGCUGAUUUAAUCAACUUCUCUUCUUGUGCUUUUCCUUCAUUUGCUUUUGUUAUUUUUUUUAUUCUGACAAUCAACACACACCAAAAGCAUCAAAUGCACACACACACACACACACACACUAGAACAGCAUGUCAAAUGACAUCCUCAAGAUAAAAGCCCGGAGUUUCCCUUUUACGCAUCUUGAGGAUGUCUUUACAGGCGCCGUAACAUUUUCAUGGAAAGCUUUUCUCCUUGUUUUAGAUACAGUUGCACUGCAAAGAUGUCUUUCUAUUGCUGACUCUCUCUUCUCAUAAAUCAUGUGACUUUUGAUGACAUGGAUCAGAGUUUUGCCUGUUGUCACAAGCCAAACAGACACAUUGAUGUCAUGCAAGUAACACUGGGCUGUGUAUCUGCUCCUCAAGCAAUAAGCCUGAUAUAGAUAUUUAGGUUGGCUUUUCCUUCUGAUCUUUAGACUCCUGAUGAACCUAAACCUGAGGGCUGUUACAGUAUUGUUUAGGAGGAGGUCACUGCUUAACUGUUUGAUUUUUUUGGGGGGAAAUAUGCAUAUUCGCUAGGCGAGUGUUGAAUACGUUGAUUGAUACCACGCUAUGUUUCCGUUAAAUGUGAAUCUAAAGCCAGCAGCUGUCUAGCUUAGCUUAGGACAAAGACUGGAAACACAGAGACGGCUUGUUGGGCUCUGUCCAAAAGGAACAAAAUCCCCCUAAAAGCAACUCUAAAGCUCCCUAGUAAACUUGAUUGGUCUUGUUUGUUUCAUCCAUAUCUCUACAGCUAAGCUAACGUAUUGUGGGAAACAGCCAGCCUGAUGUAUCAAAAUCCACUGAAAAACACCUCAAUAACCACAGGAUAUUUAUGUAUGUUCAAUUCAUACAAAAAAAGUGAUAUUGGAUUAUUUCUUAGCUAACAAGGUAGCCUACAGUAACUAGCUGUUUCAGCCGCCAUUAGACGGUUAGCUUAACGUAGCCAUAAAGGCUGAAAAGAGGGUAAACAGCUAGUCCACCACAUACUGAAAUCGAUCAACAUAAAACCCACACGUUGUCAUCAAUCAACAAAGAGUUGUGAAGGGAAUUAAAAGCAUGAUGUUUCCAUCUGUUAAUUAAUUUUGAUAGCAGGCUAGAAGAUUCCAGACGGUUAUCAAAGCUAGCUUGUCCUGGCUGUAGCUUCACAUAAAUUCAAUCCUUUCAUCUCAGAAAGCAAAUAUGCAUCUUUACCAACAUGUUUCUAUGAUUCUUUUGAAUGUGUGAUUGGUUUUCUGACGUCAUGUUGAAUCAGAACUUUUUAAGGCAAUGUAACAUUUUAUCAUACUUAAUAUCUGUAAGUCCUUUUAUGUUUCAUUGUUUCAUUUCAUGAUUUAUUCUCUUUAUAUUUGGGACCUCACUGCCCAACUCCACAGUUCAGGGCCUGAGUCGAUGUGAAUCAGUUUACAUUGCCUCUGAAGGACAGUUAUACUAUUUUACACCACUGCUUGUCUCUGCACCAAUUCUUCAUGAUCACAGCCAGAAUAGACAAGCAUAUGUGGUCUGCAUUUGCAUAUUUUUUUGGGAAUUGCUUGUGACUGUAUAACUUGGAGGAAAACAUUUUCUGAAUCUGUGCUGUUCUUUUUGUUUCACGGUUUUAUGAGGGGAGAGAGAGAAGUCACAAUUCUGUUUGCCUUCGGUGGAGAAAUGUCUUGUGUCGUGGCUGUGGGUAGAAAUAACAGAAGGCCUCUUGUGGGUUUUGCAAUGUGAUAUGAGAAAAAUUGUAUAGUAUAAAAGAUUUGUGGUUAUCUUAAAACUAUUUUGAAUUGUUAUAUAUAUAUAUAUCAAUAAUGAGGAUAAAUAUAAUGCCAAAUAUUCAGUAUUUGUACAGAAAUAUACAUAUAUAAAUAUAUAAUAUAUGCCUAAUUUAAAUGGAACUAUUUUCCGCUCUUGACCAUGUUUAUGUUGUUUAACGUUCCUUUGUCAACAUUAUUUUAUAAGAUCUUCAGAUAGCAUGCAGGAUAGUGAAAAUGAAUGUAUUAUUUAGUGUUUCAUUGCUGUUCAGUACUACAGCAUUCUACAGACCAGUUUGUGUUUGUAAGAAUAAUUUAAGCUGAAUAUUUAAUUUCAAGAUUUGUUUACUUAUAAAUUAAUUGUACACUUUUUUAUUUAUUCAAGUUUCUGAAAUGGUUUAAAUAGUUUAUAUCAUUUUUUAAAUUAUUUUUCUGAUUUAUCAACGUGGCUCAGUAUAUUUUGCCUCUACGAAGUACUGCUAUCAACCAUCUGUUGUAAAUAAUUAUGCAAAUUAAACUUUUGGAAGAAAACAGCA
Molecule: messenger RNA, 11240 nt
Organism: Pseudoliparis swirei
Lineage: Eukaryota; Metazoa; Chordata; Actinopteri; Perciformes; Liparidae
Product: disks large-associated protein 2-like
Exons: 13
Coding region: 1-3327 (1108 amino acids)
Biological process (GO): signaling
Cellular component (GO): postsynaptic specialization; glutamatergic synapse
Molecular function (GO): molecular adaptor activity
Source: RefSeq, a predicted model, not a curated record